Pollicipes pollicipes is the source of this 763-nucleotide messenger RNA. RefSeq lists its product as uncharacterized. The coding region runs from base 165 to 476 and encodes 103 amino acids. Lineage: Eukaryota; Metazoa; Arthropoda; Thecostraca; Pollicipedomorpha; Pollicipedidae. The transcript has 3 exons. The record is from RefSeq and is a predicted model, not a curated record.
CGUCGGCGGCCGGCGGCCCGGCCCAGCUGGCGGCCGAGAAGACCACCAGACAGCCGCGCAAGAAGCUGGCCCGCAGGGCCUCGGCUCCCGCCUGUCGCGCCGACCAACUCACUGCCAUCGAGCUACUGACGUCACCCACGCUGGUCAGUGACGUCACCGCCGCCAUGGAGACGAUGCGGCCCAAGCUGGGGAAGGGUCGUCUGAAGAAGAGCCGGCCGCCGGGCCCUCGCUCGGCCUCGGCCUCGGCCACCUCGCUGACGGCGGCCGACGAGGGGGCGCCGGACGGCGGAGCGCGCCGCUCUGUCUCCGAGGGGCCGCGCUCGCCCGAGCAGCCGCCGCCGCUGCCGCUGCCGCCGCCGGCCGCCCGCGUCCUCAAGAAGAAGCACGCCAAGCUGGCCAAGCGGCCCGGGCUGGAGCGCGGCCGGCUGGCGCUGCAGCAGGUCAAGAAGCGUAAGAAGAUGAAGGAGAAGGUGUGAGAGGCCGGUGUAGGGGCCGCUGUUGAGAGCGAGUGCCGGACGGUGCCGGCGGCUGGGGGGAGACACCAGCCGUCUGGUGUCCGCCCUUCACCGUCACCGGUGGAGACCGGGCGUCGGUUCUGGCGGCUCCAGCUGAACGAACUGACCGCUGAGCAGACCGCGGACCCAGCUUAAGGGCUUCACUCUAGGGCACCUGCGCCGGCGGUACCGGCUGCGGCGGCGGCGGCGGAACGUCAGCAGCGCCGGCCGAAGCGAACGAACGCGUCGGCGACCGUCGUGCUCGCCGU